Molecule: messenger RNA, 10118 nt
Organism: Macaca mulatta (Rhesus monkey)
Lineage: Eukaryota; Metazoa; Chordata; Mammalia; Primates; Cercopithecidae
Source: RefSeq, a predicted model, not a curated record
CCCCUCCCAGGGCAGCUGGGGGAGGGAGGCCUGCUCUUCUACAGCCUAUGGGAAUGGAGAGGGGCCAAGAGCCGUCACCCUAAGGAAUCCCAGGUGGUGAUGGUGGUAGCAGUGGUGGUGGGCGGAGGAGGGGGAGUAGUAAUGGCCCCUAGACUCAGCACAGCCUCUUGUAAGGCUAGAGCAAGGCUAUGUUGGGACCUUCCUCCUCUCUUGGGGGUUGGGUGGGCAAUUCUCCCAAGAGUGGGCCAGUAGAGAUGUGUUUCAGCAGCACCACAAUUGUUACUGGGGCAGGAAUAGUUAUGUUCUGAGGCCGUGGACCUUUUGCCCAGUGCCUGCCCCUGGGAAAUCCCUCUGGGCAGAGGCAGGAGCUGUGGCUGGUGGGUUCUGAGACCUUUUCUGGAAAGGCUUCCUCCCCACCAUGGUUUCAGCAAACUGGACCUACCUCCAAGUAAAACUUACUCAAAGUUCAGUCUUUAGUGAAUAUUAGGAGUUGAGUUUCAUUCCACAAGAGCUGCACAUCUUAUGAAGAAACCAUUUGAGAGAACAAGUGCACAGGAAAAUGGGCCUUUCCUGCCUGCUCAAUAUCACUGCCUUGAACCCCCGGGGAGCCACCCGUUAAAGAUGUGCCUGCAGCUGGCUCGUCCUAGGCCAGUGUUUUUCCACAUUUAAAAAUUCAUGACCCAUCAAAACCUAUAAAAAUCUCAUGCCCUUUUGUAUUUUGUGAUGCAAAAAUCAUAGGUUCCUUUUCAUUUUCCAAAUAUAAAAUUAUAAUAUCAACUACACAUUGUCUGGCUACAAAGCCCUCUCUGCCCUAAUUGACAGUUGCUGUCCAAGACCCUUCAAAGCUAUGAUGUUAGAUGAUGGGACCCGUAGGUCACUCCUUGAGCUUCCAGAGCCUUAGAAGAAGGGACUCUGUCCCUUCCUGUCCUUCAGGCUCCAGUCACCUGGCCACAGAAAAAGGCUGGGCAGCAUGCACAGGGCCCGCUACAGGGAUCAAGGAAGGACUUAUUUGGCACAUAAUUAGUUUCCAGCCUCCUGGGGUCUUGUAUGCCAGAGGUGUGAAGAGAAUGAACAAUUAAUAAAACUCUGACUCCAGGGAGCCAGUUCUAGCUGGGGAAAUAGGAACAGGCUGUUUAACCAACAACAAGUAGUCCUGUUAUACAUAGACACACACACACACCCACACACACAAUCAAACAGCCUGUCUCACCCUCCCCACCAGACCUGUGCAGAGACACAGACACGCUCCAGCUCGGAGCUCUGCCAGCAGCAGGCGUGAGAUAAACAUCCCCGAGUGACUGACACACUCCCCCCACCACAGAUCCCAGAUAUCACCUCUCUGCCCACCAGCUCCUCGCCUCCUUCCCCUUCACUGCACUGCCUCUUUCAAACCUGACUCUGAGGGCUGUGCUCAGUGGUCCACAAAGGGUUCUGAUUGUGGCUAUUCCACGGCCCUUCCCCAGGGAAGGGAGGGGAGCUGAGACAGAUGGGAGGCUUGUCCUGCUGUGGCCACCGAGCAAAGCUCUUGGAUGGUUAAGAAUGAGCCAGGAACUGUUCCUGCCCAGGCUACCGCUGAAUGCCUUAACUUCUUCCUAACUCGGCCCCACAGAGGCUUCGAGGGGUUUGCCCUGCUGGGACAGCUCCCUCAAUUCUCUGGCCCCCUUUCAUAGUUCCAGGCCAGCGCCCCUGCCCACUCCCCAUCAAUGGCCCUGCCUUUUCCCAGGCCCUCUGCCUUCCCCUGUCACAGCACUUGUCCUUGUGCCUCUGCUCUCUCCUUGUUUCCCGCGGCAUGUUUUGUGCCCCAGCGUGACUGUCAGCUCUUCAAGUGCAAGAGCCUGUCUUUGCCUUCCUUGUGACUGGUGCCCCCAGCGAGUUCCGCACACACAGGCUGCUCCCUGGAUGCUCAUUGAAUUGAUGACUUCAUUUGCUGCCCACUCCCACCCACCCCAGGACACACCCACGAGCCCUGCCUGUGUGUCUCCUCUCUACAAUAACCCUGUGUUCUCCACCCAGAGGACUUGCUUGGGCCUCUGGUCUCUCUACCCCCGAUCCGUCGCAAGUUUCAGCUGCCCUCUUGAGGCUUCACUGGCUUUUUGUCAACACCUCCCCUGCCCUCUCCCACACCUGCCACAAGCUCCGCCCACAUGCUAAGUCCUCUGCUGGAGGUUGGGGACCAGAGGAAGGAGGCCCACCCUUGCCUCUUGCUGGGUAAUUGUUCCUGUCAGAAAGAAAUUGAGGGCUGGGGACAGGUGGAGGUGAGGUGGGACCAGCUGCAACUGAGGAACCUUUUGAGCAUUUAGAGGGUAUGGUUUUGACAUCACUGCUCAGGGGAGCCCUGAGGCUAUCUCGACCCCCAGAGACCCAGGAUUUAGGGCUCAAGGGGUCAGAGGCUGGAGUAAGGCUCACAUCCGAGACUCUGAAUCACUGCUAGAUGUCCCCUGUUGAGUGGGCUAAGUCAAGCUACUGAGGAUCUCACUGGGAAGUAUGCUGAGGUCCCAGAAAGAAUUUAGUCCUGUGGCCUCUUUUCCUUGUGGCCUAAGAACUUUGAAUUUCACCAGGCAGACUCUUUUCCCAUGAAAUAGAUGCAUCAGUGAAGGCCAGAGCAAAACCACAAUUUGUCUGCAGUUACAGAGCUGGUCAGGAGCAGAGCCAGGCUUAGCGCUGCGAUUCCCUGACUCACUCUCCACCACCAGCCUGAAUUUCCCUGGUGCAAGCUCUCCACUCCCAAACCCUUGGAAGGCAGAACUGGGCAUUGCUGGGUGCUGCCAUUCCCAGGGGAGACACAGAGUAGAAGGGGACAAUCUGAAUAUCCCCCCUUCCCUGUGCUCCUCACCAUUUCCUGUCACGUCGUCUUCUGUCUCUCCCUCUGGUGUUUGGUUGACCUGUUCUCUGCUUCUCCUCCUUCUGACCUCGUGAGGACCCCUCCUCUGGACAGGAGCUCUCUUCUGGGUUCCCGCCCGCAGUACCUGCUCACAGCCGCCAACUAGGUGACUGUGUGCUGGGUGGAUGAGGCCGAGGCCAGCUCCACGCACUGCCUCUCCCCACAGGCCGAGCAUGCCGGGGUCCGCACCUACUUCUUCAGUGCCGAGAGCCCCGAGGAGCAAGAGGCCUGGAUCCAGGCCAUGGGGGAGGCUGCUCGAGUACAGAUCCCUCCAGCCCAGAAGUCAGUGCCCCAAGCUGUGCGGCACAGCAGCCAUGAGAAGCCAGACUCGGAGAACAUCCCACCCAGCAAGCACCACCAGCAGCCGCCCCACAACAGCCUCCCCAAGCCUGAGCCAGAGGCCAAGACUCGAGGGGAGGGUGAUGGCCGAGGCUGUGAAAAGGCAGAGAGAAGGCCGGAGAGGCCAGAAGUCAAGAAAGAGCCUCUGGUGAAAACCAACGGCCUCCCAGCUGGACCGGAGCCAGCCUCAGAGCCGGGCAGCCCUUACCCCGAGGGCCCAAGGGUGCCAGGGGGUGGGGAACAACCUGCCCAGCCCAAUGGCUGGCAGUACCACUCCCCAAGCCGGCCAGGGAGCACAGCUUUCCCGCCUCAGGACGGAGAGACUGGGGGACACCGGCGGAGCUUCCCGCCACGCACCAACCCUGACAAAAUUGCCCAGCGCAAGAGCUCCAUGAACCAGCUUCAGCAGUGGGUGAACCUGCGCCGGGGGGUACCCCCGCCUGAAGACCUUCGGAGUCCCUCUAGAUUCUACCCUGUGUCUCGCAGGGUCCCUGAGUACUACGGCCCCUACUCCUCCCAGUACCCUGAUGAUUACCAGUACUACCCGCCAGGGGUGCGGCCAGAGAGCAUCUGCUCCAUGCCGGCCUAUGAUCGGAUCAGCCCGCCCUGGGCCCUGGAGGACAAGCGCCAUGCCUUCCGCAACGGGGGCGGCCCUGCCUACCAGCUGCGAGAGUGGAAGGAGCCUGCCAGCUACGGGCGGCAGGAUGGCACCGUCUGGAUCCCAAGCCCCUCCCGGCAGCCAGUCUAUUAUGAUGAGCUGGAUGCUGCCUCUAGCUCCAUGCGCCGCCUGUCCCUGCAGCCCCGCUCCCACUCUGUGCCCCGCUCACCCAGCCAGGGUUCCUACAGCCGUGCCCGCAUUUACUCCCCUGUCCGCUCACCCAGUGCCCGUUUUGAGCGACUGCCACCUCGCAGCGAGGACAUCUAUGCUGACCCUGCUGCCUAUGUGAUGAGGCGAUCCAUCAGCUCCCCCAAGUAUGAUUACCUGGGAGACAGGCGGCCAGUCCCUGCAGGACUGUUCCCCUACAACUACCCACCAUCCCCCACGGUCCACGAUAAGAUGGAUGAACUUUUAGAUCUUCAGUUGCAAAGAAACCUAGAGUAUUUGGAUCAGCAGAUGAGUGAGAGUGAGACUCUCAUCAGUAUGGUGAACCGCAUGGUGGAAAACUCCUCCCCCAGGUCCCAACUCUUCAUGCAAGUCCCUCCGUACCCAGAAGUGUUCCGGGACAGCCUCCAUACCUACAAGUUAAACGAGCAAGACACAGAUAAGCUGCUGGGAAAAUUGUGUGAGCAGAACAAGGUGGUGAGGGAGCAGGACCGGCUGGUGCAGCAGCUCCGAGCUGAGAAGGAGAGCCUGGAAAGUGCCUUGAUGGGGACCCACCAGGAGCUGGAGAUGUUUGGAAGCCAGCCUGCCUACCCAGAAAAGCUGCGGCACAAAAAAGAUUCUCUGCAGAACCAGCUCAUCAACAUCCGCGUGGAGCUGUCUCAGGCGACCACGGCCCUGACGAACAGCACCAUAGAGUAUGAGCACCUCGAGUCUGAGGUCUCUGCCCUGCACGAUGACCUCUGGGAGCAGCUCAAUUUGGACACCCAGAAUGAGGUGCUGAACCGGCAAAUCCAAAAGGAGAUCUGGAGGAUCCAGGACGUGAUGGAGGGGCUGAGGAAGAACAACCCCUCCCGGGGCACGGACACUGCCAAGCACAGAGGAGGACUUGGCCCCUCAGCCACCUACAGCUCCAACAGCCCGGCCAGCCCCCUCAGCUCCGCCAGCCUCACCAGCCCCCUGAGCCCCUUUUCACUGGUGUCGGGCUCUCAGGGGUCCCCCACCAAGCCUGGCUCCAACGAGGAACCUGGCCCGCCUCGGCCUCCCCUCCCCAAAGCCUACGUCCCCCUGGAGUCUCCUCCAGCCGUCCCUCCACUCCCUAGCGAGAGCCGCUUCUGGCCCUACCCCAGCUCCCCUUCCUGGCACCGCAGUGGCGAGACAGCCAGGGGGCAGCCCAAGGCAAGCUAUGAACAAAGCAAGAAAGACCCCCACCAGACAUCAUCCCUGGACACCCCCAGAGACAUCAGCCUUGUGCCCACCAGACAAGAGGUAGAGGCAGAGAAGCAGGCAGCUCUCAACAAAGUUGGUGUUGUGCCCCCUCGGACAAAAUCACCCACUGAUGACGAGGUGACCCCAUCAGCAGUGGUGAGGAGGAAUGCCAAUGGGUUCACCAAUGGACUCUCCUCCCAGCAGGAACGCCCCAAGAGUGCUGUGUUCCCUGGUGAGGGGAAGGUCAAGAUGAGUGUGGAGGAGCAGAUUGACCGAAUGCGGCGGCACCAGAGUGGCUCCAUGAAGGAGAAGCGGAGAAGCCUGCAGCUGCCGGCCAGCCCGGCCCCCGACCCCAGUCCCCGGCCAGCCUACAAAGUGGUGCGCCGCCACCGCAGCAUCCACGAGGUGGACAUCUCCAACCUGGAGGCAGCCCUGCGGGCAGAGGAGCCUGGCGGGCAGGCCUACGAGACUCCCCGGGAGGAAAUUGCCCGGCUUCGCAAAAUGGAGCUAGAGCCCCAGCAUUAUGAUGUAGACAUCAAUAAGGAGCUCUCCACUCCAGACAAAGUCCUCAUCCCCGAACGGUACAUUGACCUGGAGCCUGACACUCCUCUGAGCCCUGAGGAGUUGAAGGAGAAGCAGAAGAAGGUGGAGAGGAUCAAGACACUCAUUGCCAAAUCCAGUAUGCAGAACGUGGUGCCCAUCGGCGAGGGGGACUCUGUGGACGUGCCCCAGGACUCAGAGAGCCAGCUGCAGGAGCAGGAGAAGCGGAUUGAAAUCUCCUGCGCCCUGGCGACCGAGGCCUCCCGCAGGGGCCGCAUGCUGUCUGUGCAAUGUGCCACCCCAAGCCCUCCCACCUCCCCUGCUUCCCCGACUCCUCCAGCCAACCCCCUGUCGUCUGAAUCCCCACGGGGCGCCGACAGCAGCCAUACCAUGCGGGUCUGAGCUCUGACUGCAAGCCCUGGCUGAGGCCAAUGCUGUGAAGCUCCACAGAGUCACAUUCUGAAGCCGUCCUCUGCCAACCUGAGGUCCUGGCUCCCCACCCUGGCCCCCUGCCCCUGCACUCCCAUGGGAAUGCCGCAGGGAGCCAGGCUGGGGCCACGGGCUGCUGCCGAGAGGAGCGUGGAUACCUCAGUGUCCACACACCCACUAUGCCUAACCCUGGAGCUCUCACUGCUCACACCGUGGUCCUGGGCCAGGGCCUGAGACGGCAGUGGGGAGCACCAUCCUCGUUAAUGCCCAAGUCACAGGGAGCCUCGGCCUUGCCCUGGCUGGGAUUGUGGUGACUCCAGUGGAACAAUCCCUGAUGGGGGACAUGCCGUGGUGGAGAACAUACCUGUGGCUAUCUUAUGUGAGGACUAGAGGUGAAGAGGAGAUGGACACUGCCUCUUGGAGCCAGCCUGACACUGAGGACAGCACUUGUCGUCAUCCCCAUCCUCAUCAACCCCACCCGGCUGCCUCAGCUGGACCCAGGGCUUUGAUAAACCCAGUGCUUUGCUUAUGGGUGCUCGCUGGGGUCCAAUGGAGACUGACCACCCUGCUUGAGCCAAAGACAAGGUGAUGAGAGAUGGGGAGAGGCUAUUGGCUCCCAGAGGGAACAGUGCUGGUUGUGGCUAGAGAACAGCAGGUCUGUGCAGUGUCUGAGGGCAGGUUGGGAAGGGUAGCAGAGAGAGAGAGACAGAAAGAGAAAGACAGAGAGAGAGAGAGAUCCUCAGAGUGGGAGGAGGGGAAGCAGCAGGACACAUUGGCAAGUCAAGCAGGAAGGAAGGAGAUGGAAAAGGGGUAUUGGAUUGGUUUCCCCAGGUGGAGCCUUAGGUUAGUGCCCAGUGCAGUGCCAGACUCUCUCCUCUGCUCCUCCCACCUCAUCCCCAGGACGACCCACCAGUGGAGCACAGGCAGCCUCAGUGGAGAUGCUUGGUGUGGGGAUCUAGGUGAAGGAGGUUGAGUAGCGACUGCCUGGGAGAUGGCUGUUGGUAGUUCUGUGCCUGGUGUCUGCCUCCCCGUCCUGGGGUAAGGGGCAGAGAGAAGGACUUGUCUUAUGUAGGGUGUGGUCAGCCUUGGGGCCUUACCUACCCAGUUCUGCGAUAUUUCUUGCCCUGUUCCCCCUGGAAUGUGCAGUGAUCCAGCUGAGAAUAUGCUUUGAGGAGGAGGGAUGAGGCCUUAAUCUGGGAGGCCUCCCAGGAUUCCAGGACCAUCCCCCAUCCCAGGCAUCCCAGACGAGGACUGGCUGAGGCUAGGCGCUCUCACGAUCCACCUGCCCAGGGAGGGCAGUGGGGGAGAGACAGAAGAGCAAAGCGCAUUCUUCCUCAGCUCCACCCACCUGGAGAUGAAUGUAGCCAGAGAGGAGGAAGGAGGGAAGCUGAAGACGCCGUGGCCCCUAGGCCUUCACUCUGCUAGAGUUGCCACCCAGAGGCUUCAGCCUGACCUCCAGCGGUCCCAAGAACACCUACUAAUUCCUCUCCACUCCUUCAUGGCUGGGACAGUUACUGGUUCAUAUGCAAGUAAAGAUGAUAAUUUACUCAACAAAUAUUUAUCGAGCACCUUUUAUGUACCAGGCACUAUUCUAGGUGCUUAGGAUAUUCUCAUGUUUCUGAGGGAUUACAGCCUAGGAGGAUUCCACCAAUCUUCACUUCUAGCAGGUUUUUUAAACGUGACCCUUGGCUAUAUUUCCCAUCUUCACAGUUCAAGCACCCCAAACCUGCCCUUUCUCCCCUGUAGACUGGCAGGUGGAUUGGCUCCCAGGUCAUCUUCUCUCCCUCUUUCCCCCACGCCUUUCUCCCUCCACAGGAAACAGAUUUUUCAGGGCCUUCCACACCUGCCACUUUGUCUGUCUCUUUUUUUUUUUAAAGUAAUAUUUUUUAGAAAUACAUGUAAAAUACCAAGAAAUAAUAUCUGCACCUCUGCCACCUCUCUCUCACCUCUUAUUUCAUAAAGCUGGCUCUUUAUGUUGCUUUACAUGCCUUAAUAUAUGUUUUAUGGAGAUUAUACAUAUUAUAGAUUCUAUAUAUGUAAUAUAUUUGUUUGGAUGUCUGAUCUUUUCCUACAGUUCCUGCCCAGGCCCGUUUUUCUCUCCCUUAUUUUCCAUAUCAUUCCUAGCAUAUCAAGGCCAUACCCCUUGCCUUUUUGAUCCAAAGAAGAGGAGAGGAAAGACUUAUUUUAAGACAGAUCUAUUUUAUGCUUUUGUUUAAAAAAAGCAAAUCUAUUUUCAAAAUGUGCAAUGUCUGAAUGGAAUUGGCAAGUGAGGUGAGGAGAUGGGGCAACUGCCUUUAGGUCCCAACCCUGUGCCCUUCCCUCUGCCACAGUGGCUUCAUUCCAUCCUAUUCCCCAGUCAGGAAAGGGCUGGUCCCCAGAGCUCACCCAGAGAGCAUCUUGCCGGGGGCAGGGCAUUCCCUCGGAAGUCCUGGCCUAAGGAUUUUAUUACACUGUCCACUCCUGAUGACCCUCUGCAGUUGUCAGGCGUGAAUCCUCUGGAAGGAACUGUUUGCAGUUGUAUGCACAAAGGAGACCCAUGCAGGCAUGCACCCCAAAUGGGCUGCUAGACUACCCCUCUUCAUCAGGCUGCUGGAAAGAGCAGACAGUGUAAUGGCAGCCUAUGCCAAACAGCGCUAAGGAUGUCGGUCUACGAGAUGGUGUGAAGCCCAGAGGCGGCGGCUUGGGAUCCUCUGGGCCAUCCCUGGCCCUUUAGCACAGACACAUAUAAGUUCCUUGGGCUUGUCACACUCCUUUUCACUCGAUCCCUCUUUGGUCUGGGUCACAUCUAUGACAUCCCCCCUCUGCAACCUUUCUCUCUGGGGGCUGUACCAAAGGCAUGGUACCUCAGUCUGGCAUCCAGACUGCGAAAUCAGCCUCUGAGCCGAGGAGGGUCCUACAGACAAGGUGACAUCUCAACCUCACCCAAGAAACCCCCAGGACUUUACCCCAGCAGGCUGCCACGGGGGCACCAAACGAAGCCAGCUCAGCCUUCCAAACUUCUCAAGCCUUUGUCAAUUAUCAAAUUGGCCAAAGGGUCUCUGGCCUUGCAAGGAUUUGGGCAGGAUAGAAGUCUUUGUCUAGAUCUGAAAUCAAGGGCUUGGGAAUCUAGAGCCGAGCUUCUGGCCAGCGUUUGAAGCCUGGCCUCCCAGCUGGGGCGUUUACUGACACCCUGCCACCAGCCUAGAACAUCCCGCUCUGAAUGAACAGAGCGCAGGUGGGGGUCCAGGGCUAAGUGACCCACCUGGGGACGCUCUGAUUAUUCAUCCAGGGCCUUCUCAAUGAGCACAUUACCUCCAUGAUCAAUAACCAAGAGGCUGCAAUCAAAUACUGCUACUGUCACUUUGAAGAUUUUCUGAGAUCGCAAGUGGCACACUUGCUCUCCGACCUUUGGGAGAGGCAUGUUUUUGGGCAGGGCUGGCUAUGGCAAGAGGGAACCAGUUCCUUUCUCCUUUAAGCACCCUCUACCUGGCAGCUCUUAAAACUAAGAAAAAAUAUUAUAUACACACACACAUAUAUAUAUACACACACAUAUAUAUAUCUAUUUAUGCACAUAUUGGGGCCAAUUUGAUUUGCUAGUAUUAGACAAUAAACCAUACAAGGAAAUUUAUGAUCUCAGUGUCUUUAUUUAGUAUAAAAGUGACCUUAGAAGAAGGGUGAAGGUUAGAUAGAUGGAAUCUCUGUCGGGGGCAACCAGCUGUAGCAUCCCCUUAGCAUCUUUCUAGCCAAUGAGCCCCCUCCCCAGGAGGAGGGGACGGCCUGACUGAAACAGGUGAGAGUUUGCUUCCUCCUUUCAGCAGCAUUCUUUUUAGAUUUAGGUACCGAAGAAUUCCAGUGAGUUCUGCAUUUGUAUCUUGCAAGUUUGUAUAAACUCAAUACAGGAAAUAAAAUGAAUGUUUUGUA